UCUUACCACCCACCCCUACAACAACUUUAUCCUGUUUCCUUCCCUCAACCCCCCACAGCUUUUCUGGCUCCCAUGGAGUGCACACUCGGCCACCGUGGCCGGAGCCUCGCAGAGCCUGGCUCAUUUGUUGAAUGGAUGACUCUGAUUAUAGCAGGUAUUCAGUAAGCCACUCUUGUUAAAUUAUUGAAAAUAAACGAUGUUACACUUUAGAGGUGACUAGGUUCCUUUUUUUCCCCCAUCACCUAUCCUCUUUCACCUCCUCUCUGGGCCCUGGCUUCCCUCAGAGACCCUCUUUCUCCAGGUCCCAGACUCAUGAGGAGUGCAGUGUCCACAUCUCAUGCAGGCGCUCAGGAAGGAAGGAAGUCACUGAGACAGAGCUCAGUGGCCCAAAUGGUUUCUGCUCCCUCACCUCACACCUCCCACCUCAGGGCUUCCUUCGGUUCGGGCCCUGCCCCAUGAGGCAGGACCACCUUUGUCCUGGACAGACAGACCUGCUAGCCUCUGCUCUACAGUUCUGCUGGCCUUGGCCCUGGCUGUCCUCACACGAGUGCCCCCUCCCUUCUCUCCUCCCUUAGCCCCGCCUCCUUCCUCUAGCCCCAUAGCCCUGGACACGGUACACACAGACCAGAGCCUUGGCUCAAAGGCAAACAAAAGGAACUGCCUGGCUCUUCAUGGCUGUGGCCAGCACCUUCAUACCAGGGCUCAACCCUCAGAACGCUCAUUAUAUCCCGGGGUACACUGGACACUGCCCACUACUUCGGUUCAGCAUGGGCCAGACCUAUGGGCAGGUGACUGGUCAGCUACUUCGAGACCCUCCUGGGCUAGCCUGGUCCCCUGUCCACCGCACACUUCUGCCUCCCAUUCAGCCUCCAAGAUCUCCUGAGGUUCCCAGGGAGAGCCUACCUCUCAGGCAUGGGCAUGAAAGGCUCAGCUCCAGCAUGAUCCCUGGGUACACAGGUUUUGUACCCCGGGCACAGUUCAUCUUUGCCAAGAACUGCAGCCAGGUCUGGGCCGAGGCUCUGAGUGACUUCACUCACUUGCAUGGAAAGCAAGGGAGUGAAGAGCUUCCAAAGGAGGCCAAGGGAAGAAAGGACACAGAGAAGGACCAGGUACCAGAGCCAGAGGGGCAGCUGGAGGAGCAGCCAGCACUGGAGGUGGUGGAACAAGCUUCUACCUAUUCCAUGGAUGACAGGGACCCUCGCAAGUUCUUCAUGUCAGGCUUCACCGACUAUGUGCCCCGCGCCCGCUUCUUCUUCGGCUCCAGCUUUCCUGUGCUCAGCAACCAGGCACUGCAGGAAUUUGGGCAGAAGCACUCACCAGGCAGUGCCCAGAAGGACCCCAAAUAUCUCCCCCCACUUCCCAGGACAUACCCUCAGAACCUGGGUCUUUUACCUAACUAUGGGGGCUAUGUGCCAGGGUGUAAGUUCCAGUUUGGCCACACAUUUGGCCAUCUCACCCAUGAUGCUCUGGGCCUCAGCACCUUCCAGAAGCAGCUCUUGGCUUAGGCCCCUGGACAUCAAGUUCCCUUCCCUUUUCAUCCUAUCCCAGCCAUCCUUUUGGAAGCGAGAAAGGUGGGUGGGAGGAGCACAAAGAGAAAAUGGUCUGGAGGCUGAGCACCUUUUUUAUUAAUAGGUAUAAUAAAUAAAUAAAUAAAUACAUAAACAGA
Molecule: messenger RNA, 1666 nt
Organism: Rhinopithecus roxellana (golden snub-nosed monkey)
Lineage: Eukaryota; Metazoa; Chordata; Mammalia; Primates; Cercopithecidae
Gene: CIMIP2B
Product: family with sequence similarity 166 member B
Exons: 6
Coding region: 672-1505 (277 amino acids)
Source: RefSeq, a predicted model, not a curated record